AUGAAUGAAGAAAAAGAAGAUCCAAUACUAGCUGCUCCGAGUCUUAUUAAAGACGAAUCAAUACCAAUGGAUACAAAUGAUAAUGAUACACCUUCGAAUACGGUUGAUUCAUCAUCGGACGAUAAACAAAAAAUUCUUCUAAAUUACGAUCAACGACGUUUAAGUUUAUUAAAUAAUCCAGAAUAUGGUGUUAUACUUGCUUUUUUGGAUAAAUUCCGUUCAAAUAUUGAUAUACAAGAUUAUCCAUUACAUUUACUUGAAGAAAAUCUUUUAAGUGAUCAAGACAAUAUUAGUCGACGUUUAAUUGACUUUCAUCUUACUUUAUUAAAACGAAUAUCAUUAGGUAAAGGUGCACAACGAGAUAAAUUUGUUCCAAUUAUUACUAAAUUUGCAUAUCGUUUUGAUUAUGAUGAUGGAGAAUAUUUAAAAGCAAAUGGAUAUUCACAAGCACAAAUUGAUAUUAAACUACGUAUUUUAAAAAAUUUAUUGGAAACACAAUUUGAUCUUAAUCAAGGGUUUAAAACAGCUUUACUUGAAAAACAAUCAUUUGAAAUUCGAUCACAAUCAUUUGGUCGCGAUCGUUCUGGUGCAUCAUAUUGGUUAUUUAUGGAUAGUGAAUGUUUUAUACGUUUAUUUCGAGAAAAUAUUGACGAGGAUCGAACAUGGACUAAUAUUGCUACAGAUAAAGAUGAAUUAGAAAAUGUAAUUAAACUUCUUAUUACCGAUCAUGCUGUCCGAAAGAAAUUUCCUGAUUGGAAAUUGACUCAUGAAUCUUUCAAUUCCUUGGAACCAUCGAACGAAUUUGAACAACGUUAUAUCCCACUAUCUGUUAAUAUAAAAAAAGAAGAAUUAAAAACAAUUAGCCCAACGCUAUCUCCAGCAGCAUCACCAGUAAAAGUCGAAAAAAAAUCUAUUCUUAAAUCUAAAAAAUCCGUUGUACCACCAGCAGCAGUCAAAACUGAAGUACCAUCUGAUCAUGAAUCAACACAUUCAGACGAGAAAAAUGGUCAACGUUCACGUAUAGUUUCAUCAGAAGACACAAAUCCAAAUGUAAUAUCACAAGAAAUCAAUAAUAAUCAAGAAGAUGAAGAACUUAAAAGUCCUCCGACAAAAAAAAGUCGAGGUCGAAAAAAAUCAGCAACUUGGAGUAAGAAAAAACGACGUACAAUAUCGAAUACAUCAAAAAAAAAUGAUGAUAAUAAUGAACAAGAUAUUCAAACAAUAAAAACACCAACGAAAGGACGAAAACGUAAACAAAUUAUUGAUGAUGAUAUAGAUAUCAAAAAGAAUGAUGAAACUAGUCAAGAUAAAGAUAUAUUAAAUCAAAUUCCAAUAGAUGAUGAUUUAAUUUUUAAAGAUGAUUUACCUAUUGCAUUACGUCGAUCAAGACGUGUUAGAAAACCACCAACAAAUGAACAAAUUCCUUCAGUUACAUCUAGUCCAGCAAAAUCUGUGUCACAAACUCCAUCGAAAAAGAAAUUAAUGAAUGGAAAGUGCAAAUCUUCUAGUCAAACAAAUAUUAAAGUAUGUUCUCAAUCAUCAAAAAGUAAUAGUCGUCGUAAACGUGGUCGUAAACGCAAAUCAUCUGUAAAUAGUAUUUCAUCGUCGAGUGAUGAUGAACAUCAGCCAUCGGAAGAAGAAGAAGAUGAAUAUAAUUCCGAUGAUUAUCUUCAAACAGAUAAACAAUUAGAUGAACUUGAUGAUGAUGAUUUAUUAGAAAAAGAAGAUGAUGAUGAAGAAUUUGUUCCACGUCGUUCAGCUAAAACUGUUGCUAAACGUCGUGGACAAAUGAAUGAAAACAAUACGGAAGAGUUACAAUCUCCAUCAAGUGCAUGUUGUGUUUGUUCAAAAACUGAUCGACCCGAAUCAUUAUUAUUAUGUGAUGAUUGCGAUGAUGCUUAUCAUUUAGAAUGUCUUAAACCAAUUUUAUUAUCUGUACCUGAUGGAGAUUGGUAUUGUCCAUUAUGUGAACAUAAACGUUUAUCAGAUAAUUUAGUUGUAAAAUAUAUUCAACUAUUGAAAGAAUAUGAAGAACUUGAAGUAAAACGUACACAAUGUAUGUCAAAACGAACAAAUCGUUUAGCUAAUGUUAUGUUAAAUCUUGACCGAAUGGUUAAACGAUCAUCAAAAAAACGACGAGCAAAUGGUAUUGUUUAUAGUGAUGAAGAAAAUGAAGAGGAGGAUAACGAAGAGGAUAAUGAUGAAGAUGAAAAUAAUAAAUCUGAACAAAAUGAAGAUGAAGAAGAAGAUGAUGAUAGUGUUUAUGGUUUUAAAGAUGAUGGUAGUAUAGAUGAGUGGCAUUCAAAGAAAUCAAAAAAAGCUGCUGGACCUAAACCAUUCUAUUGUGUCGCAGAAUUUUUACCUGAUGAACCAUGUAUAACAAAUAUUGAUGGUCCUAUGGACGGAUGUUGGCAUGAUAGUUUCUAUUGGGCAUUACGUGAUUUAUUACUUUAUGAUAAUACAGAUAUUAAUCGAUUGAAAGCUGGUAUUGAUUGUCGACAAAAAGGUUAUUUAGGUGUAACAAAUGUAGUUAAUUAUAUUGGAAAUCAUGAUCAUGAUCGAAUGCUUGUUGAAUUAGGAAAAGAAAGAUGUAUAUUUGGUGAAGAAGCUUUUAAACGUAUUCGUCUUGGUGUUGUUAUUCAAAUGACAAGUAUUGGUAUUCCAAUGAUUUGGAUGGGAGAAGAAAUUGGAGAAUAUAAAGAAAAAACACCUGAUGUUGCUAAAGUCGAUUGGUCAUUAAUUGCAGAUCGUGAAGAUAAUUCUAAUAAACAUAAUAAAACUCUUCUAGCAUUUUAUCGUGGUUUAGUACUUUUACGUAAAGAAAACAAGGCAUUUUUUCAAACUAAUCUUGCCUUUAUUCAUGAAGAUCAUAGUACUAAAGUAUUAGCAUAUCAACGAUGGGCUAAAUCAGGUGAACAUGUUAUUGUUGUUGUGAAUAUAUCUGGAAAUUUUCUUGCUCACUAUCGUGUACCAAAUAUACCUUUUAAUGGUUGGUGGCAUGAAUGGACAUUUGAUUAUGAUGUUAAAGUUGAAAAUAAUGAAGUCUACCUGGAUUUAGCUGAACAUGAGGCAAAAAUUCUUGUUUGGCUUGGUGAAAAUUGGCUAUCAACAAAAUCAGUAUCUCAACCAGAUAAUCUAUCUGUUAAUUCGAAUUCAACAGAAGCAACUCUUGAACAACAAUAA
This is a messenger RNA of Adineta steineri, 3183 nucleotides long. The record is from the annotation of a GenBank genome assembly. NCBI's taxonomy places the organism in Eukaryota, Metazoa, Rotifera, Eurotatoria, Adinetida, Adinetidae.